ACGUCGCGCAUUCGACAGCAGCCGCAUCACAACGGUUAUUCCAAGCAUUAACGGCAGAGUGAUGCGCGGGCGUCCGUUAAGCCACUCAGCAUAAAAACUCGGGAUUAUUUGCCCAAUAACUGAAUUGUUUCCACCUGCCUCUGUUGACGCUGGUUGCUCGUUCUGUAUAUAUAUGCCUCAUUUAAUAGAACAUCAUCGCCGGCAACGCCGGCACUGUCGGCGCUUGUGGGACUGCGGCAAUGCCUUCUUAUUCGAGUACGAGACGCCGCGGCUGGUUACCGUCCGCAGCUGCCGGGUGGGGGUUAUCUAUCGGAUUGUCCAGAUGUGUAUUGUUGGAUAUUUGAUCGGAUACGUGUUCUGCUACAUGCGUGGCUAUCAAGACUUCGAGAUGGCGCAGAGCAGCGUGGUGACCAAGAUCAAGGGCAUGAUGUACCGGUAUCGUGCCAACAGCACCCGCAAGGAAGUCUGGGACGGUGUGGAUUUUGUCGUCCCGCCACAGGAAAGUGAUGCGUUUUUCAUUGCCACGAGUCUGGUGUACACGGCCAAUCAGACGCAGGGACAAUGCCCAGAGGAUCCCAAUGUCGGCGCGGACGGCAUCCUCUGUCACAGCGACGAUGACUGCGCCGUGGAUGAGCCGACGCCCUAUGGGAACGGGCUGAAGACCGGACGGUGUGUGGUGUGGCAGGGCAGCGUCAGGACGUGCGAGAUUAACGCCUGGUGCCCGACGGAAAUUGAUAAAACGCCCAAGAGUGCCAUUCUGCACGGCUUCGAGACGGUCACUGUCCUCGUCAAGAAUCACGUGGCUUUCCCCAAGUUCGAUAAGAAAAGGCGGAAUAUCCUGGAUUCCAUCAACCAGACAUAUCUGCAGUCGUGCCGGUAUGAUCCCCAUACCGAUCCGCUGUGCCCGGUGUUCAGUGUGGCCAAGAUCGUCCAGCAAGCCAAUGUCAGCUUAUCGGAGAUUGCGGUGCGGGGCGGAAUAAUCGGGUUUGAUAUCUCAUGGAACUGUGAUUUUGAUUAUGAUGAGGAGUACUGUGUGCCGCACUACUCCUUCCGCCGUCUGGACAAUAAAGACGACAAAGUGGCCAAAGGAUGGAAUUUUCGGCAUGCGUAUUAUUAUUAUGAUGCCAGCGGUAUACAGCGCCGGGAUUUGGUGAAAUUGUGGGGCAUCCGCUUCGUCUUCAAUGUCAACGGGCGCGCCUACAAAUUUUCCCCGGUGAAUUUUGCCAUGAACCUGGGAUCCGGGCUGGGCUUGCUGGGAAUUGCAUCCGUGGUGUGCGAGUUCGUUCUGCUCAACUGUCUCCGCUCAAACGACGAACUUAUCGAACAAAAGUUCACCAAACUAGACCACUUAUCCAAGACUCCGCACUCGCGCACAAAAUCCACGGACCUCGGCGUGAUGAGCAAUAGUGCAUCGCGGUCGCGCAGCAACAGCGACUUCCUCUUAACGGUUCUCCCGCACUCUCUGGGGUCACCCCGAAGCAGUGCGCCGUUUUCGCCGGUACACGGGCACGGACCACCGCUGGUUACGAUGGAUGAUGUUUAAGUUAACGAAUCCACUGUCACGAAUCUUAACGAAGCAUGAUGUGUUGUCGAGACCAAUGUCCAAAAAAGGAACAUAUUUACAGCUUGACAGUAGCAAUACAGUUUAUGGAUAUCGUUGUCGAAAGAGACCUGUUAAAAUUUAGGAUCUCGUCUUCGUGUAUUGUAGUGUGCGCGCAAUAUUAUACAGACUAAUUUCUAUACCGUCAAUCGCAAGUACAGAGUACGGUCGCAAAGGUCAGA
Messenger RNA from Paramacrobiotus metropolitanus, 1782 nucleotides. Its product is annotated as P2X purinoceptor 4-like. Gene Ontology annotation, cellular component: nuclear inner membrane; plasma membrane. Gene Ontology annotation, biological process: response to ATP; monoatomic cation transmembrane transport. The record is from RefSeq and is a predicted model, not a curated record. Lineage: Eukaryota; Metazoa; Tardigrada; Eutardigrada; Parachela; Macrobiotidae. The coding region runs from base 173 to 1543 and encodes 456 amino acids. The transcript has 11 exons. Gene Ontology annotation, molecular function: purinergic nucleotide receptor activity; extracellularly ATP-gated monoatomic cation channel activity.